Messenger RNA from Bacillus rossius redtenbacheri, 4784 nucleotides. Its product is annotated as aurora kinase B-like. Gene Ontology annotation, cellular component: spindle midzone; chromosome passenger complex; spindle pole centrosome. The record is from RefSeq and is a predicted model, not a curated record. The transcript is spliced from 8 exons. Lineage: Eukaryota; Metazoa; Arthropoda; Insecta; Phasmatodea; Bacillidae. Gene Ontology annotation, molecular function: ATP binding; protein kinase activity. The coding region runs from base 362 to 1939 and encodes 525 amino acids. Gene Ontology annotation, biological process: protein phosphorylation; mitotic spindle organization; regulation of cytokinesis.
UUGACGUUAAAUACAGAACAACCAAUGAACGUGCUUUAAAAAUCAAGAAACCGCUGGCGCUUCGUAAUUAAUUUUAAAUAUUUAAUUUUACAGAUUUGCAUGACGAACGUGUAUGUAAGUUUCUGUGAUAAAGUAAUUAGUUGUUCUUUAAAAUAUGAAUAUUUUUUUUAUUUUCAUUUGUAUAAAGUAUUCUUAUAACUGAAGGAAACAAUUUUUUUAUUUGGACUGUCAUUCUUGUAACGGACGGAUCAGCUGUAGUGAACUGUAGACAAUCCACCUGUAAACGUUUUUAAAUAAUGUAUAAGUUGAUUGUUCCUACAGAAAUUGAGUGCCUAUUAUAGAAAAAAAAAAAACAGAAACUAUGGACGGAAAAGAGAAUAAAGUGCGAACACAGGCUGUUAAAAUGGGUGUUAGUUCUGCUCUGAUGGGAAGAGGCCACCCCAUUAAGAAACCACAGUCAGCAACUCAAGAAUGCAGCAAAAUGUUGAUCUCUGGUACUAGAUGCGUCUCCCAAGCAUCGCAACUGCAUCUGAUGCACAAGAAACAACAGCACAUUCUCACGUCUGUUGGCCACGUGAAGAACGUGGAGCCGGCAGAUGGGGUCAGACCUGUGUUGCAGUCUGUGGAACCCAUUGUAAAUAACUGCAAGACUGCAGUUAAUGUGCCCACUAGCAGUGCUGUGAGGACUUUGCCCCCUGGCACCAGGGCUGUGCCGUCGAGGGUGGCACCAACCAGCAACUGUGGAGGUCCUAAAGUCUCUCAGGCUAGCAGUGCUCAGAGGAAGAGCGUGCCGAUGAGGAGCCGACCGACCACCAGUGGUUCUGACAAGCAUGCUUCAAGCGUGGUUCUGGUGAGUGGCGAUGCUGUUUCCAGAGUCUUGGAUCAUGUUUCCUCGACCACAGGCGUAUCUGUUCAGCCAUGUUCUGGUAGCGAGACUGCACACAUCAAACCACCAACAGACCCAGUUUCUGCAGCGACUGUUGCGACUAAAACAUGUACUGAAACUGCCAAAAGCAUAGAGAUGCAAAGCUCAGAUGUUCUGAAGCCUCUUACGUCCGAAUGCAUAGUGCCUCGCAAAAACUUCAGUGGUGAUACAAAUGGAUCUGCUACAGCUGCCAAAUCUAUGUGGAGCUUGAUGGACUUUGAGAUAGGUAGACCACUCGGCAAGGGUAAAUUCGGUAAUGUGUAUCUAGCGAGAGAGAAAAGUUCCAAGUUUGUUGUUGCUUUGAAAGUGAUAUUCAAAUCACACAUACAGAAAGCAAAUGUGGAACAUCAACUCCAGAGAGAAAUAGAAAUUCAGUCCCAUCUGAGGCAUGAAAACAUUUUGAGAUUAUUUGGCUACUUUCAUGAUGACACGCGUGUCUACAUUAUUUUAGAAUAUGCACCAAAAGGUGAAGUAUUCAAAGAGCUACGUGCCCAGCCAAAUGGAAGAUUUGAUGAAAAAAGGACUGCCGAAUACAUAUACCAGCUAGCCCAUGCCCUGGACUACUGCCACACAAGGGGUGUGAUUCACAGGGACAUUAAACCAGAGAAUCUUCUGCUGAGUGCAAGGGGAGUUCUGAAGAUUGCUGACUUUGGAUGGUCAGUCCAUGCUCCGUCUUCCAGGAGAACAACUCUUUGUGGCACCCUGGAUUACUUGCCUCCAGAAAUGGUGGAAGGCAAGACACAUGACGAGAAGGUUGACCUCUGGAGUCUGGGUGUUCUCUGCUAUGAGUUCCUGGUCGGCCACCCGCCUUUCGAGACGCCUUCCUAUCAGGACACGUACAACAGGAUCCGCCGAGGCUACUACUUGUGCCCUCCACACGUCACUGUAGGGGCCAGGGACUUGAUUUCAAAGCUUUUAGUGGUUAAUCCUUCUGAAAGACUCUCGUUGGAAGAAAUUAUGAACCACAAAUGGAUUGUGGAAAAUGCCUCCAGGGUGAUUUCAAAAAUUAAAUAACAGACUGAAAACAACAUUGAUGUCUGUUUAAUGAUAGCAUCAUGGUUAUAUGUUUUAGAACAGGAUAUUUAUUUGCCAUUUAUAUGUGAUACAAAAUAAUCUUGUUUUUAUUGUCAGCAGAUAUGAUAUGCUGAAGUUUUUUUUGGGUUGCAAAUAGCAUGUUUGUUGUGUUUUCACAUUUUUACUGUCCUAAAAUUAAAGAUUGGUUUCUUGCACAUUUUAUUUUUUAAUAAUUGUGAAAUCUAGUCUGAGAAAAUAGUAUGCUCUUUGUGCUCAUCAUUGUGAUAGGCAAAUGUAAGUUUUCUUAGACAGUAUUGAUGUUUAUGUACUUUAUUUUGAUUGUUAAGAAACAGUGUAAUGCUAUUUACAGGUCUUCUAACGAUUUUUAAAAUAAUGUCAUUAGUAUUUUUAAUAUCAAUGUACUUUUCUUUGUAUGGUCGUAUUUAUUGGUUGUUUUUGUUGCUGAGGGACUUAAAACUUGUUCAGUAUUUUGAAACCAUUUUGUAAUACUGCUCAUUAAAAUGAUUAAACUUAUCGUUCUGAAACUUUUUGCUUUAAAUAUUGUAGUUCAUAUCUUUCAUUUUGAUGGGGACGAAGCACUUCCCUAAAUACAUAUUUGUGUGUGGUAACAGUAUGCUUCUUGUGUUUACAGUAAAAUAGAUCAAAUCUGACACACAAUUUCACAAACUAAAUUAAAGUUACAGGAAUAAGUGAUUUGGAACACACAUUAUGGAUUUGCAUAGUAAGUGGAGACUUCCAAUAGGCCUAUUGCCCAUUAAAUUUUUACCUGUGAUUGUGUGUUUAUUACAGGAGAGAAGCAGUGAACUGAUUUUUAUUCCAUCUGUCAGUUACUAAUGGCUAAUGAGUGUGGCGGAAGGCCUUUGGACUCCGUCAAGAUCUGCAAAAUGUCACUCAAAAUAAAAAUAAUAUAUCUUAAGAUUUCAAAAACUUUGGAGGGGGGGGGGGGGGUAGCAGUAGAGCUGGUGCAGGGACGUCUAACCUCUUUGGAACCGGGGGUGUAGGGUGUUGACUGAAAAAAAAAAGUAUUAUUCAUCCCACAUCGUUUCAGGUUUAUUUCCAGUAAACUAUGACCAACACAUAAAUAGAUAAAUAAAUAAUGUCAAACUACUCUUUUCACAAUAAAUAAAUAAAUAAAUACUUCUUUGAAAUAAAUAAACAUUAAUUUAUCCUCUUCUUAGCAUGAGUAUUAACUUUUAAAAUGAAAUGAUAAAAGUUUACAAACACCUCGACCCAUCCUUAGGCUAAAUUAACGAAAGAAAUUUAACAUUACUGGAUUCCAAACUGUCUGCCCUCCUGGAAAGAAACAAAAAGUUAAGCCAUCCUAACACAAUUAAAAUUACACUCGCAUUAUUUAUUUUACUCUUGCUAAAAAGUUAAUUACGAGUUCGCCAUUACUUACAACACCUUCUCUGAACGGCAGCACCCAGGGUGGCCCAUUUAUUAAUUCCCCCUCACAUUGUCAUCACGUCGAGAACCCCGGCUGCGAUUUCACAACACAACCGACAUACAGCCAACUGACGCUAUCCCCUCUCCACCGGCCGUGCCAGACUCGCAUUGCUUCCGCCAGAUUGCGACACAGACACCAGCGCGUCAGGUGCGCGCGCCUGCGUAGAAACAGCAACGCAGCGGAAACAAAACAGGGUGGCCGACGCUCACGAUGUCGAAACUGCCCGCAGCUGGCCAGGCCGCGGACGGCAAAUCACGCCACUGUCCCAGAAAAACAGAGUGUUAGCAAUCUACCGCGCCGCGAUGAAAAAAAAAAAACACUGAGUGUCGCAAGCAAGCAUCAGGCACUUAAGCGGGCUCACAAAGCACCACUGCGCAAAACCAAGUUCAAUAAACACUUCACGUAAAAUUUUACAGCGUGACAUGAGUAUAGAGACCAUCUGUGGCCCCAUUAUGUCUGUGGAGUUAUGCUAAAUAAUGGACUCUCUCAAAUUUUAAAUUUAUUUUCACCAAAUCACUAACUUCUUAUAAUGUUCUUUAUGUAAGGGGUUUUAAAGCACUUUUAUUUGUCCCUCCCCCCCCCCCCCCCCCCCCCUUGCACAUUGUCAGGAGUUGCUUGACUUCUGGGUUGUAGUGUCUAAGGCGAAUCUUUACUUUCGACGCGGCUGCAACCCAACAGCCAAGCAACUUCAAGCCCUCAAAUAUCAUCAAUUUUUUGUUAUUUGAAAGGUUUGAUAAUAAAGUAAAUGAUAAAAAAUUUGUUUCCAAAUAUUACAUAAACUGAAAAAAAAAAAAAGUAUUUGCUACCAGCCUAAAUGUUCUCAGAAUGUUUGUAGACCUGCAGAAAACACCAGUGACAUGUAUACGUAAUGCCCACUGUAUCUGGUUGGAUUGAAUGAUUCUUCAAAUCUUAAUUUUCUGUUUUUUUGCUCAUACAUUUGUUAUUACCGGCUCUUGAGUUCUAUAUUUGGAUUCAAAACAUUCUUUUCAUAAUAAAAUUCAAAAUAUGGAUAUAAGCAAAAAAGUGGAUACAAAUUACUGGUUUUUUACAUAUAAUGUUUGUAUAAGAUUAUCAAAAAUAUAGUAUUAUAGAUCAAAUUACAAUUUGUACUUCCGGUGACUUGCUGUAAUGAAACUGUUUUUCCAUGGUUACAGAAACCAGUACAAGUAAUUGGUGGCACAAGUUUGUUAGUUUUGGAAAUGUGCAUGCAUCUUAGGUGACUUUUUGCAAUAAAAAGAAAAGUUACUACCUAUUAUUUGUGUUUUGAAACUAGUAGGAAUAUAUCUUUACAACAAAAUCAUAAUUGUCGAAGGACAUUCAUACCUCAUCUUACUGCUAAAAUUGUAAAAGUGCUUCCAUUGACAUUUAUUUCUUCCU